GAGCAAAGAUACUCUGGCAGGGAGUUUCCGGUGCGGGGCGGAAGUCGGCGAGAGGAGCCGGAGCCGGAGCCGGAGGCUGAAGCUGAAGAGUGGGAGCGACGCAAGCCAUGGAGGAGGUUCAGCGGCGGCAUCCGCGCCGAUCUCUGAAGAAACUUAGUGAGGACAGUUUGACGAAACAGCCGGAAGAAGUCUUUGACGUGUUAGAGAAACUUGGCGAAGGGUCCUAUGGCAGUGUGUUCAAAGCUAUUCAUAAAGAAUCCGGCCAAGUGGUGGCUAUCAAACAGGUCCCAGUGGAAUCUGACCUGCAGGAGAUUAUCAAAGAAAUCUCGAUUAUGCAGCAAUGCGACAGUCCUCAUGUGGUUAAGUACUAUGGAAGCUAUUUUAAGAAUACAGACCUGUGGAUAGUCAUGGAAUACUGUGGCGCUGGCUCGGUGUCAGACCUUAUUCGAAUAAGGAAUAAAACGCUAACAGAGGACGAGAUUGCCACAAUCUUCCAAUCCACGCUAAAAGGACUGGAAUAUCUGCACUUCAUGAGAAAAAUCCACAGGGAUAUCAAAGCUGGAAACAUCUUGCUUAACAAUGAAGGGCAUGCAAAACUGGCAGACUUUGGAGUUGCGGGUCAGCUUACUGAUACAAUGGCCAAGAGAAACACGGUGAUUGGAACGCCAUUCUGGAUGGCUCCUGAAGUGAUCCAAGAAAUCGGUUACAAUUGCGUGGCAGAUAUCUGGUCCUUGGGGAUUUCGGCGAUCGAGAUGGCAGAAGGAAAGCCACCUUAUGCGGACAUUCAUCCCAUGAGGGCUAUUUUCAUGAUUCCCACAAAUCCACCACCAACAUUCCGGAAACCAGAACUCUGGUCGGAUGAAUUUACAGAUUUUGUAAAGCAAUGUUUAGUUAAAAACCCAGAGCAAAGAGCUGCUGCAACACAGCUUCUACAGCAUCCCUUCAUUAAAAGUGCCAAACCUGUGUCGAUCUUGCGGGACCUGAUCAACGAUAUGAUGGAAAUAAAAUUAAAGCGGCAAGAGGAACAACAACGAGACUUGGAUCAGGAUGACGAGGAGAACUCGGAGGAAGAUGACAGUGACUCUGGCACCAUGGUAAGAGCGAGUGCAGAUGACACGGGGACCAUGAGAGCAGCCAGCACGAUGAGUGAGGGCGCGCGGACGAUGAUCGAGCACGACAGCGCUACGCUGGACUCGCAGAUGGGGACCAUGGUGAUCAACAGCGGGGAUGAUGAGGCGGAUGGAACAAUGAAAAAGAAAGAAGAUACGUUACAGCAAAGCAAGCCCUCCUUCCUGGAGUACUUUGAGCAGAAGGAAAAAGAGAAUCAGGCGAAUAGCCACAGUAAUCGGAAUGCGCAAGCACUUCAGGGCUCCUCCGAUAUCUGGAAGGUGCCACAGGACGGCGACUUUGAAUUUUUAAAGAGUUGGAGCGUUGAAGAACUGCAGCGGAGGCUUGCCUCGCUGGACCCCACGAUGGAGCAGGAGAUCGAAGAGAUUCGCCAGCGCUACCAGGCCAAGAGGCAGCCCAUCCUCGACGCCAUCGAUGCCAAGAAACGGCGGCAGCAGAACUUCUGAGACCCUGCCGGGAGUCCUCACCAUUAGGGUGGUGCGCUGAGCUCAGAGUUACACUCACUCGGGGCUCUGCGGAGAAACAUUGUUUCCAAAGCACAUGUACACUCAUGCGUACGCACAUACAUGCACACACAUACCACUGACUCUCACGCACAUACUACGGAUUCACCACAACUUUCACUUUAAUGGCACAAACACAUUCUUAUGCGGAGUAACAUCAUGUUCCAAUGCACACAGAGACACAAAACUCAUUUCCACACACACAUCUGCACACCUACAGACAAAGACAGGACACACAUACUCAAACAAACACCGACUCUCAUACAAACACGCAUACAACAAAAGAAAUGCUUUCUUGUCGUGGACUAAUAGGCAAGUUGCCCCUCUAUCUCAGGAGUCUUGCUUUUGGUUAUGUGGCUGAUACAAGCCACCACCAGGAUGAACAUUGUUUUUAUUUUAUUUUUUAAAAAACUAUUUUUCUAAAAUAUGUUUUUCCAGAAGCCAUCAUCACUCUGAGAGAAAACCUUAAGCUAUAUAUUUUAAACAGAUUAGAGGAGGCUCCCAGAUUAACACUUUGCAAUAAAACUACUGUAUAUCCGAGCUUUGGGAUGAACCCCAGUCUCCACUUUUCCCUACCCAACCACUAAAGCCGAGGGUUCAACAGCAGGUGGGACAACUGUAUCCAAGAUGUGAAAUGGAAUCAAACAUUAGGAAAUCUUGGAUUAAUCUACUGAGAAACAUACUGCGUCUCCUCAACGUGCACAGUAGUGUAGCUGGUAGACCUGUCGCCUCACAGCGCCACACUCCCAGGUUCAACCGUGAUCUUCGGUGCUGUCUGUGUGGAGUUUCCAUGUUCUCUCUGUGACCACAUGGAUUUUCUCUUGUCCUAGAGACCCGAUUUCAAUACUGACCUCGAGUGCUGCCUGUGUAGAGAUUGCACAUUCUCUCUGUGACUGUGUGGGUUUCCUCCGGGUGUUCCGGUUUCCUCCCACAUCACAAAGACUUGCAAGUUUGUAGGUUAAUUGGUCUCUUCAAAUUGCCCCUAGUGUGCAGAGAUAACAUAGAACUAGUGUGAUUGUUGGUCGGUGUGGACUUGGUGGGCCAAGCUCCUGUUUCCACAAUGUUUCUCUAAACUAAACUAAAUGGUGUUUACAUAGCCCCAUUUGUUCCCAGCAAAUAUCCACAAGAUUCAGUGAAAUAAAGUUAAUGCGAUCUGUUUUUAGAGAGGUUGAUUUAGAAACAAAUGUUGCCCAGGGUACCAGAGGAAAUUUCUUCAUUUCUUUGAGAUGCUUUUCUUUGGAUCUUUUACCUUUAGCUGACAGAACAGAUUGGGCCUCAGUUUAAUGUUUCUGAUAGUGUGGCAUUCUGUCAUGCUGCACAGGAGGCUUCACCAUAAGUAUUAUAUUUACUUUCUGUAUUGAGACUGGAACUCAAGACCAUCUCGCUGGGAGAUGACAUCUUUACAAAGAAGUAUCUGAAGGUGCAGCGCACUUAUCAUGUCAAACCUUUUCAGGACCAAGUAUCACUUGCAGCUUAUAAAAUGCUCACAUUCCUCAGCAGUUGGAGGAAUUCUAGUUCCUCAGGCAGUUUUUGUCAACAGUGUUGGCCACAGCCGUAUCAUUCCUCACAGGAAUAUAGGCACAAAGUGCUGCAGUAACUCAGCGGGUCAGGCAGCAUCUCUGGAGAAAAUGGAUGGGUAACGUUUCAGGUCGGGACCGUUCCUUAGACUGCGUCAGGUCGGGACCCUUCUUCAGACUGGCUGAAGAAGGAUCCCUCCUUUUUCUCUAGAGAUGCUGCCUGACCCGCUGAAUUACUCCAGCACAUCAUUCCUCACACAGCACUGCUGUGAUAACAGCAUCACCCACUGGAUCUCCACAAUAUCUUCUUCUGUAGUGCAGUCUUGUAUUGCAUUAAUCCGCUCUAUAAUUCCUCACACAGACUGUUUUAUAUACAAAAUUGUUAAACUACAUAGUAUUUUGGAAGUUAUGGCCUACAUUUUUACAUGGAGCCCACCAAUAGAAAGCAUUCCUUCAUGAACUGUGCAGCUGACUGUGCAACUUUUAUAAGCAAAUUUUAUUCUUAUCUUAGUGUCAGCAUCCAUGAUUACCUUAAGUGCUAACUUUCCAUUGCCAACUAUAUUAUCAAAGUGAAACCUGCCCAGUCAAUAAGCUUUCAACAUUGAUAGAGGAAAACAAUGAAUUACUUGACUGUUUCUUUUCUCUUUUUGACCAGCAACACUUGUGAACUAAUACAUUUUGUCAAGCUCCAUUUACUUUACAAUCUGACUGCGUUCUCGUUGGGUUGGGAUCUGCUGAAUGUCAAUAAAAUGGGCUUUAUUCUCUGCUUCAGACUCUGAGAACGCCUGAGGAAAGGUCCCAUCACAAAACUUCAUCCAUCCUUUUUUUCCAGGGAUGCUACCUGACCUGCUGAGUUACUCCAGCGCACUGUGUCUAUCUUUGUAGCUCCUUGUUUCUUUAUUUCAUUUCUCAGUGAUCCAUUGAGAUCGCCUUUAGGUCAACUUUGGUGUUAUGAACUGAUUGCCAGUUGAAUAGCUUGUUGGGAAGAGUGUUCUGUAUUUCUACUUUGUUUUCAGUGAAGAAGUGUUAAUUUCUUUAUUUUCUAUAGAUAGGAAAAUCUCCAAUGUUGUUGCUUGUUGUU
Molecule: messenger RNA, 4229 nt
Organism: Leucoraja erinaceus (little skate)
Lineage: Eukaryota; Metazoa; Chordata; Chondrichthyes; Rajiformes; Rajidae
Product: serine/threonine-protein kinase 3/4
Exons: 11
Coding region: 108-1574 (488 amino acids)
Biological process (GO): protein phosphorylation; regulation of MAPK cascade; protein tetramerization
Cellular component (GO): cytoplasm
Molecular function (GO): ATP binding; protein serine/threonine kinase activity
Source: RefSeq, a predicted model, not a curated record